Leucoraja erinaceus (little skate) is the source of this 3355-nucleotide messenger RNA. RefSeq lists its product as uncharacterized. The transcript is spliced from 2 exons. Gene Ontology annotation, molecular function: nucleic acid binding. The record is from RefSeq and is a predicted model, not a curated record. The coding region runs from base 478 to 1449 and encodes 323 amino acids. Lineage: Eukaryota; Metazoa; Chordata; Chondrichthyes; Rajiformes; Rajidae.
UGUUUGGGACAAAGACCCAUCAUUUAUUUAUUUGCCUCUGUACUCCACAAUUUGAGAUUUGUAAUAGAAAAAAAGCGCAUGGGGUUGCACAUUGCCAGAUUUUAUUAAAGGCCAUUUUUAUACAUUUUGGUUUCACCAUGUCAAUAUUACAGCUGUGUUUAUACAUAGUCCCCCCAUUUCAGGGCACCUUAAUGUUUGGGACACAUGGCUUCACAGGUGUUUGUAAUUGCUCAGGUGGGGCGGCUCCUAAGGGUCGUGCCAUUAUAUUGCCGAACCCCUCGGCACAGGAGUGGUGCAGUCCAGAGGCGGCCCUCAGCCGGAGGGUUUAAAAGGCAGGGUUUGGGUGCCAUCGUCCUCUGGUUUCGUCUUCCCUUCAACCGGGAGGAAUACAAUAAAGGUGCUUCUCAAACACUGGACUUCGUGCCUCCUUUUGAGACCCACGCACCACAUUGGUGACCCCGACGCUCCAUUGGCGUCAUGAUGGAGACACGACAAAGCCCUACCUCCUCACACGCCAGCCCGGCCCGGGCUCUAGACGCAGUCGCCGUUAAGCUGCCCAACUUCUGGACCACCCGGCCGCUCAUCUGGUUCCAGCAGGCGGAGGCCCAGUUCAACCUGCGGGGCAUCACGGCUUACCACCCGCAAGCUAACGGUCUGGUGGAGAGGUUCUACCGGCAGCUGAAGGCGGCAUUGAUGGCACGACUCACCGGCCCGGACUGGAUGGACGAGUUGCCAUGGGUCAUGCUGGGCAUCCGGACCGCUCCCAAAGAGGACUUGGCCUCAUCAUCGGCGGAGCUUGUAUACGGGUCGCCACUCACAGUGCCCGGGGAGUUCGUGCCGUCGGCGCCGGAGCAGCAGGGAACGCCCUCCUCCACCCUUCAACGCCUUCGCGAGCGAGUUGGCAGGCUCGCACCCGUCCUGACGUCCCGCCAUGGGACAUUUCGCCCACACGUGCCAUUGGCCCUCACGGACUGCCCAUACGUUUUCCUGCGCCGUGAUGCCCACCGGACGCCACUCCAGAGGCCGUACGAGGGCCCGUUCCGGAUGCUGGAACACGGGCAGUCGACUUUUGUCCUGGACAUGGGGGGCCGGCCGGAGGCCGUGUCGAUUGACCGUUUAAAGCCGGCGCACCUGGACAUUGACCAGCCGGUGCUGGUUGCCCAACCUCGGCCCCGAGGGCGCCCCCCCUCACGACUCCCUCCACCUGUCACUCCACCUGUCCUCCCGCCGGUCCCUCGACCUGUCCCUCCACCUACGCCCCCGCAAGCCCCGGGAUCUGCUGACUUCCGCACGCGGGCCGGCCGGGUCGUGCGCCGGCCGGUGCGUUUUGUGCCUCUGGUUCUGGGGGGGGGCCCUGUGGCAGCUCCUAAGGGUCGUGCCAUUAUACUGCCGAACCCCUCGGCACAGGAGUGGUGCAGUCCGGAGGUGGCCCUCAGCCGGAGGGUUUAAAAGGCAGGGUUUGGGUGCCAUCUUCCUCUGGUUUCGUCUUCCCUUCAACCUGGAGGAAUACAAUAAAGGUGCUUCUCAAACACUGGACUUCGUGCCUCCUUUUGAGACCCACGCACCACACAGGUGUGUUUAAAUGCCUCAAUGAGCACUCAGCACCUAGUCUUUCCUCCAAUCUUUCCAUCACAUUUGGAAACUUUUAUUGCAGUUUAUCAACAUGAGGAACAAAAUUGUGCCAAUGAAAGUCAAGAAGCCAUUAUGAGACUGAGAAACAAGAAUAAAACUUAGACAUCAGCCAACCCUUCGGCUUACCGAAAUCAACUGUUUGGAACAUCAUUAAGAAGAAAGAGAGCACUAGUGAGCUUACAAAUCGCAAAGGAACUGGCAGGCCAAGGAAGACCUCCAUAACUGAUGACCAAAGUAUUCUCUCUAAUAAAGAACAAUCCCCAAACAUCUGUCCUACAGAUCAGAAACACUCUUCAGCAGUCAAUGACCACUGUUCGCAGAAGACUUCAUGAACAGAAAUACAGAGGCUACACUGCAAGAUGCAAACCACUAGCCGCAAAAAUGGGAUGACCAGGUUACAGUUUGCCAAGAAAUAAUUAAAAGAGUAACCACAGUUCUGGAAAAAGGUCUUGUGGACAAAUGUGACGAAGAUUAACUUGUAUCAAAAUGAUGGUAACAGCAAAGUAUGGAGGAGAGAAGGAACUUCCCAAGAUCCAAAGCAAACCACCUCAUCUGUAAAACACGGUGGUGUGGGUGUUAUGGCCUGGGCAUCUAUGGCUGCUGAAAGUACUGGUUCACAUCUUUCUUGAUAAUACAACUGCUGAUGGUAGUAGCAUAAUGAAUUCUGAAGUGUAUAGACACAUCCUAUCUGCUCAAGUUCAAACAAAUGCCUCAAAACUCAUUGGCUAGCGGUUCAUUCUACAGCAAGACAAUGCUCCCAAACAUACUGCUAAAGCAACAAAGGAGUGUUUCAAAGCUACAAAAUGGUCAAUUCUUGAGUGUCCAAGUCAAUCACCCGAUCUGAACCCAAUUGACCAUACCUUUUAUAUGCCGACGAGAAAACUGAAGGUGACUAGCCCCCAAAACAAGCAUAAGCUUGUUGCAAUGGCUGCAAUACAGGCUGCAUCUUGUAAUAAAGAUGGCUGCAAUACAGGCCUGGCAGAGCAUCACCAGAGAAGACACCCGGCAACUGAUGAUGUCCAUGAAUUGAAAAAGCUACUUUUAUAACUACUAAACCAGGUUCGCUUCUUAAUAAACAGACACCACACAAACAGUUUGGUAGACCAGUUCAAAACUUUACUUAACAUCGGCCGAUGGAAGGGAGCGAGAAUUCCAGUCAAGUGACCAACACAGACACUUGACUGUGCUCAGCCACCUUCCCUGAACAACAGAAUUACAUUGCCUUAAAUAGGGUUUUUUUGUUCCCUUAACACCUUCCACAGACAUUAAUCAUGUCAGAGGUACAGGAAAAGGUUUCCACAGAUUGCAUCACAUCAAAGGCCUUUUGUUUACAUGGUACAAGAUAUACUGAAAACAUUGGCCAUUUGCGUUAUCUCCAAAUAGACCACCCUAGCUCUCAUCGCUGCUUCCUCUGUCAUUUGGUCCCUCAUAAACAUAGGUCAUUUGUUUACAAAGAUGUGACUGGCUAUUUCUCUCUUCCUUUAUUGCCUCCUCCCCAUAAACAUUGGUCAUUUGGUUUAUGGCAUCUCACUUCAAAGAUUUGACCAGCUACCUCUCUAGCUGCUCCUCUGCCUGUCACUUGGGAGACAAUGUUAUAGGAUUUAUUAUCUCACACACACCCACAACCUAAGGCAAGCCUAAUUUGACACUAAAUAUAAGCUGUAAGCUAGCCCAGAAACCAAUUUAAUAUCUUCUUAUAUUUUUAACUAAAACUCGGCUUCAU